GCGGGUGGAGGCCGCUUGGGGCCGGCAUCCCCCAGUAACCGCCUCUUGAGAUACCCCGUCCCACCCCGGGAUGCUCAGGGCCGCUGGUCCCACGGAUCCCCGGGUCCUCUCGCACCGGCCCCCAAGCCGCCCGCCUCGCACGGGGGUCCUCCCCACCGGGAAUCACCGCUCCGACCUCUGGCUGUUCCCCAGUCUCUGGAUCCUCCUGCUGUCCCACACCCACACGAGGGGACCCUUCACUCCCUGUUAGACCCCCCCGCCCCGCUCCAGCUGUCCCCAUCUCCUCCCUCCCUCCUCCUCUUGCCUCUGUCCCUGCCAGUCCUGCCAGAUCCCCUCUCCCACCUCCUCCCUCUGACAGGGACAGGCUUAGAAGGGUAGAGGUUUCCCAUAGAGAUUUCCCACUGGGAGCCCUACCCUUCCCUCCGGGGUGGCCCCAGGGCUCUCCAAACCCUUCUCCACACCCCUCUGGGGACAGCAGAGCUGCAGUUUGUGCUGCUCUACCUCAGCUGCUGCUCAGAAGCUGUUGGGUGCUUCCCCCGCCACCCACCCUUCAAAGCCAGGAAUGAAUCCAUCACCCCCUUCCCAUGGGUGUUCGACAGCUGCUCUGGGACCAGUUCUAAUCCACAACUCCAUGUCCUGAUCCCCUACCCAGACUCAGAGAGAACAUCAGGUUAAUCUCAGACUCUCAUGUUUUCCCAAAUUACAUAAUUUCUCUAAUGCUGUCACUAUGUGUUCCUUUUAGAGAGAAAAUCCAAGAAGGGUGAUUAUGUGACAGCAGCAGCACAGGAACUUCCAUUUUCUUCCAGAGUCUCACCUCGUGUAAGAGCUGCUGUGUCCUUUCUAGACCUCAAACCACCCAGACCACUAGUGUUUAUUUGAAUCCAUGGCAUCAGGGGAUCCAGCUGCAUUCCAAGUAUCCUCAUGAAGCAAGGAACCUUGGUGAAGGAAUGGCAACUCCAAGGAAGGCAGGGAUCCCAUUAAGUGUCAUGAAGGUGUUGGAUCCACACCAGCUAAAACCUGAUAGCACGGAGACAGAAAGAAUCCUAACUGUCUUGGAUGAGACCAUUGUGAAGCUGGAGAUCACCAGGUUGAUCCCACAGAUUACUGGCUCCCUGGAGAGGUAUGCUGGGAUGCUGGGACCUGAGAUCACAAGCCGCCUUUUGGAACAUCAGAAGCUUUCAAUGGAAAUACAGCACCUGCUCACCAGCCCUGGAGAUGAGAAGAGCAUAAAAGCUGCAGAGCAACGCCUGAAAUGUUCCCUGAGAAACAUCCUGAGGCUCUUCCUGGCCAACCCCUUGCUUUACCAUGGGCUGAAAUACGAAGUUCGGGUGAGAGAGGCACCAGCUGAUGUGUUUGUCAAAGCCUUUAAGGAGUUCCGGGAUUUCACACUCGAGAGGCUCCUGACCACUCCUGAUGAAGAGAAGGAAAAGAUGCAAUUCAUGAAUGACAUUUCCCUCCAGGUUGAGAAAAACACAGAAACAAUCUCAGCUCUACGGGGAGAGCUGGCAGGAGUCAUCCAGACUCGAGAUGAGGAGGUUAGCAGGAAGGACAAAACAAUCAAAAACCUCAAAACCAGCAUGGAAGACAUGGCCAAGAACUGCAAGGCUAACAUCCAGCUGAUCAUGAAGGAAGGGGAAAAGCAGCAAAAAGAGGAUAAGGAAGCCUCCCAGGACAGGUGUGCCAGGCUGAAGCAGGACAUUCAGCGCCUGCGAACACAGCUGAAUGCACUGGUGCUGGAGCACCGAGCCUCAGAGCUGGUUCUCAGGAAGGAAAAGUGCAAAGCAGAGAAGGAAAUUCAGAAGUGGGUCCAGAAAUACGACACAGUCAUGACAGAAAAACAGGCCACAUAUGAGGAGGUCCAGGCUGUCUACAACGAGGAGAAGAAACAGUUGUCCCUGCUGAUGGAGAAACACGCAAUCCUGCUCCAGGAGUACACUGAGAUUGAGGAGGAGCGCAGGAUGCUCAAGGAGAAGGAGGAGGAAGCUGCACGGGAAGAGGCCAGGAGGAACGAUGCUGCCACCUGCAUCCAGGCCUUCUGGAAAGGCUACUUGGUGCGGUCCAUCUACAAGUCAAAACUGAAGAAGGGAAAGGGCAAGGGCAAGAAAUAAAGCCCCAAAUCCCUUUUCCCUCCAUGGUAAAGCUGCUGUGUAUGAGCUCUUCCAGAUAAAAGCAUUGAGAAUUGUUAA
Molecule: messenger RNA, 2186 nt
Organism: Taeniopygia guttata (zebra finch)
Lineage: Eukaryota; Metazoa; Chordata; Aves; Passeriformes; Estrildidae
Gene: DRC10
Product: IQ motif containing D
Molecular function (GO): protein binding
Source: RefSeq, a predicted model, not a curated record